UUUUAAUUACGCUUAGAUUAAUUAUCAAAAAUAUUAAGAAAAUAAAACAAUAUACACGACUCGAACACUAUUAAUUACCCUUUUUCUACGCCUAUUUUAGUAGGCAAGGGGAUCCGUUCGAUUAUGCAAAUGGAUCAUAAUCGACUCGCCAGAUGUAAGCUUAAGUAAGCAAUUUGGUAAUUUAUAUAGGGCUUAAAAUUCUUCUUAAAGUUAUCUUAAAACUUAUUACUGCAGAAUGAAAUAAUUUAAAUUUAAUUCUGUUUGUCGUUCUACUUAUAACUGAUGGUAAUUAGGCCUAUGGUUGCUUAAAAGCAUCCGUUCUUACGUGUAUUAUACUAAUUUUCGCUUUUACAGAGGGUUAAUUUUAUCCUUUCAAGCUAUUGUCUUCAUCCAAAAUACCUCGACACUUUCAGGGAUCCGGAAAUAACUUUAUUUCUUGUCAUAUUUCUGAUACUUAGCGCUUAUUCCUGAUUUUCUAAAUCCGUUACUUACACCUUGUGUUGUUUUAGUAGGAAAAUAAACAAGGUAGAAACGAUUAAACAACCUUUCCCUUAAAUUUUUAUAGAUCUAAGAGCGGUUUAAUUAGAUCCCAUUUAAAAAAGUAGCAUUAAAAACGUUUAAACGACUCCCUUCUCGCGGCUGUUGGUUGUGUUGUGUGCUAUGUCUUAGGGAAGAAACAAUAAGGAAAUGUUUAAAUGAGUGUUAGUUUAAUUGUAGUCCACGUGGCGUUUCCCUCUUGUUGUCGAGUCCUUGUCCCCGAUUUCUGACGAGACGGAAGCGUUACAUCGCUGGAAAAUUUCAUCCAACACGGACACCUCUGACUCUAACAAUUGCCGGCCGCCCAUUGUUGCGCGCACAAACAAUUCGCCGCGCUUCGAUUGGUCGACUCCUUGUUUCAACCUUCCUGGUUGGUCGCCCCGAUUGGUCGGCUGCUCUCGUCGCUACUUGGCAUUGGACGCCACGCGCUAUUGUCGCCCGAAUGUCAGACACGUCGUCCCGUCAGACAGUAGAGAGGCGUCCCACUCGGUUCGCAGAGUUCCUCCGACUCCUCCAUGCUAAUAGAGAUAAGGAUGUCUUCCAAACGCAAAAGUCCUCCUUCCAAACUGUCGACCGACGAACUGAAGAAUGGUCCUUUAGAGAUCCAAUUCGACAGCAGCGAAGACGACAGUAAGACUUUCCUGCAGGAAGACGACCUGUUGACGGAAUGCGACGCGGAGUCCACCGACAGUGGUAGCAAACCCCCUCCAGAAUUGCCCACUGAUUCCGAAUACGAUACCGACAGUUGUCACAAUUUGACGACCGAUCCCCUCCAUCCUCGCCAAGAAAUCCGGGCUGGCAAGCGUUCCAUGGAUGAUGUCCUUAAGCGCCUCACUUCCAAAUUCAACAAUGGCACGGCCGUUCAGGAGAGUGCCGAUCAACACUGCCAAGUUUUAUCUUCGGCUAGUGCGCCCGGAAACGAAGGAAAUCAAAUGAACCACAUUCACCCCCUGAUGCUGUUAGAUAGCGAGCCUUUCCGGACGGCUCUGGCCGGAGAUAGCCUCCGAGAGAAGGAAAAGCGGCUGACGGAGAUGAUCAAUCAGUUGCAACAAUUGAGGGAACAAUUGCUCUUCCAGCAAAGGCAACAAUCUCAGAGUUGUCAAGAAGAAGCGCAGCAUCGGGACGUACAAAGAAAGCAGCGGGAACAGAUCGAGAAACAACAACAGCAACUGGCUCAGCAGCAGCAUAGAAUACAAGAGCUGCAGAAUCGCCUGAAUGGGCACUACAUCGCCGCUUCCAGCAAACCCCUAUCUCCUGCCCUGUCCACCAUACCUCCUCAAGGCUUGAUGUUCAUGCCGGUUUUCGACAGUGGACUGGCCAGUGCGGCCGCUCCGGUGGCCGGACUGACGACAUCGGCGCCCCCGUUACCCCCGACGGUGCCCUCGAGACAGAUGUCUCCCAACUUGGCAUCGCAACUCGUGUCAGUAGCCAUGGGCGAUACGCCACCAACGAUCUCUCUGACCUCGUGGAUGUCACAUCCCGUUUUGCCUGUCACUAGUACUUCCUUGUCGCCUUCCUCCCUCAACGCUUCUUCAAACUGCGUUUCCAGAAAUCAGGUGUCCGGACAGGAAUCUGAUGCCCCUCUCAAUCUAUCUAAACCCAAAUGUGCGUCGAUGGGCAGCAACUGUAGCAGUACCAGUUGCAGUCCUUCUCCACAGACUAGUUUACGACACGAAUCUGCACCGCCUUCCUUACCCUUGUGCCCUACUGCUUUGAUACAAUCCGUUUCCGGUUCCUCCACCCUUCCCGUAGCGUCACAGUUCAUGACUGCUUCUCCCCAUUAUAGCCAUAUAACAACUCAUUUGAGAACGUCUUUCUCUGCCUCUGAUCUUAUUGGGCAUUCAGUAACUCCGAACAAAGAUACAAUUCGCCCUCUCUUGGGUAACGAAUGCAGUGACUUCACCGUUUACAUGAAUACGACGCGGAAGGAUACUAUCGAUACCAGCGAGAAAAAAAGUGAAAAUGUCAUUAAUUGUCAAAGUAAAAUUCUCGGAGCCAAAAUUAUUCGACAAACUAAAAAGGACAGCGAUGGCAAACCGCACAUAAAAAGGCCUAUGAAUGCGUUCAUGGUAUGGGCGAAAGACGAAAGGAGGAAGAUCUUGAAAGCGUGCCCAGAUAUGCAUAAUUCGAACAUAUCCAAAAUUUUAGGUGCAAGAUGGAAAGCCAUGUCCAAUACGGAAAAGCAACCGUAUUACGAAGAACAAUCGCGCUUGAGCAAACUACACAUGGAGAAACACCCCGAUUACAGAUACAGGCCAAGACCUAAGAGAACAUGCAUCGUAGACGGAAAGAAGUUGAGAAUAUCGGAAUAUAAACAGAUUAUGAGGAAUCGUCGACAAGAAAUGAAGAGCCUCUGGUAUCGAGAGAACGGAUUGGGUCUUCUGGAUCCACCUACAUUAGUCAAUCCCUUGAUGAGCGGAAAUGCCGAGUUGAUGAGAGCGAAGAUGUCCGGUGGUACCACCAAUGGUCUAUCGGAACUGCAAGCUUCCGACCCUUCCACAUCGUUAUCCGUUAGCAAUUCCACUUGAGGGAGAUCGUCGUGGGCAUAGGUUUCAUAUCAACUGCCGAGUUGGUGUGCAGCAUGGACGUUUGCCUGUCGCGAAUCAAAAUGGAGUGGAGAAAUGAAAUUUGUAAAUUUGUAUCAUUUUAUUCAGCCGAAUGAUGCACGAAUUUUGCACAAUUAGGAAGGAAACUUCGAAAAAUUCUUCAGUUGCACAAUUUUACGAAAAAAAAAUUUACGAACUGUCAUUUUCAUUUUGAUUGGUUGUUUCUUCUUGGAAUAUUCCUUUAAUUGUUCAAUAGUUCCUCCCGAAAAUAAUAAAAUUAAGAAAACAA
Molecule: messenger RNA, 3372 nt
Organism: Centruroides sculpturatus (bark scorpion)
Lineage: Eukaryota; Metazoa; Arthropoda; Arachnida; Scorpiones; Buthidae
Product: transcription factor Sox-6-like
Exons: 13
Coding region: 1053-3065 (670 amino acids)
Biological process (GO): regulation of transcription by RNA polymerase II; cell fate commitment
Cellular component (GO): nucleus
Molecular function (GO): RNA polymerase II cis-regulatory region sequence-specific DNA binding; DNA-binding transcription factor activity, RNA polymerase II-specific
Source: RefSeq, a predicted model, not a curated record